AUAGUCUUACAGGGCGUGUUUGCGCUGAACCCGACACGUAUCUCCAUCAGUGGUAAGAUCCGUGUUUUCUGCUUCGAUAAGACCGGAACUUUGACUAAGGAAGGCCUGGUUUUUUUGGGCGCGCAACCGGUGGAAAACAAGCAAUUCGGUGAAAUGGUAGGCUGUGGCAACCGUACCAUGCCAGUCCGUCUGAUGGAGUGCCUGGCGACAUGUCAUGCGGUGGCGAAGUUUAAUGAGAUUUUAGUAGGAAAUCAGGAGCGUUUAUGA
Molecule: messenger RNA, 267 nt
Organism: Sphaeroforma arctica JP610
Lineage: Eukaryota; Ichthyosporea; Ichthyophonida
Exons: 3
Cellular component (GO): membrane
Molecular function (GO): P-type transmembrane transporter activity
Source: RefSeq, a predicted model, not a curated record